GGCGCGGCGCGGCGCGGCACGGCGCGGCGCGGCACGGCACGGCACGGCACGGCCAUGCCGCGCUCGCUCAACUCCAUCGUGGCCGUCAGCCAGAACAUGGGCAUCGGCAAGGACGGGCGGCUGCCCUGGCCGCCGCUGAGGAACGAGUACAAGUACUUCCAGAGGAUGACGAGCGCAUCCCGCGUGGAAGGAAAACAGAAUGCAGUGAUAAUGGGUAAAAAAACGUGGUUCUCCAUUCCAGAGAAGAACCGUCCUUUAAAAGACAGAAUUAAUAUUGUGCUCAGCAGGGAGCUCAAGGAAGCCCCGAAAGGAGCACAUUAUCUUUCCAAAAGUCUGGAUGAUGCUCUAGCUCUUUUGGAUUCGCCAGAGUUAAAAAGUAAAGUCGACAUGGUUUGGAUCGUGGGAGGCACUUCAGUGUACAAGGAAGCAAUGGAGAAGCCAAUUCAUCAUCGAUUGUUUGUGACAAGAAUCCUGAAAGAAUUUGAAAGUGACACAUUUUUUCCAGAAAUUGACCAUAAAGACUACAAGCUUCUAACAGAGUACCCAGGUGUUCCUGCUGAUAUCCAGGAAGAGAAUGGGAUCCAGUACAAAUUUGAAGUGUAUGAAAAAACUGUCGCGCCGCCAUAAGGGAGGCAUUUUGUACUUCUGUGUAAGGGCAGGUAUUUUAACCCAUGAAGUUUUACUGAGUGUAAAGAUACAUUAAAAUUUUGAAGAAAAUCAU
This is a messenger RNA of Lonchura striata (white-rumped munia), 721 nucleotides long. RefSeq names its product dihydrofolate reductase (gene DHFR). Lineage: Eukaryota; Metazoa; Chordata; Aves; Passeriformes; Estrildidae. Gene Ontology annotation, biological process: folic acid metabolic process; dihydrofolate metabolic process; tetrahydrofolate biosynthetic process. The record is from RefSeq and is a predicted model, not a curated record. Gene Ontology annotation, cellular component: mitochondrion. Gene Ontology annotation, molecular function: NADP binding; dihydrofolate reductase activity.